AUGGCCGACCCAGCUUCCGUCAAUGCCGUAUUGAUUCCUUGGCGAAAUGCCCCGCUGACGGUUGGGCUGCGUCCAAGUGAGCCCGCAGGAGACAAACUAUCAGCACCGAUCAUCAUCUUCGUUAACGGGCUAGGUAAGGCUAGACUAUCAUGGUCAGAGACCUGGAAGCUCCUGCCAAAGCAGUACACCCUUCUCGACUACGACCGCUUCGGGCAGGGCAGUACCUCUCCUCUUCCAGAAGAUGUUCCCGAUGACCUUCGCGAUGGUGCGGCAGCUGCCCAGGAUCUCUACGAGCUCAUCCAGGAGCUCACAAAACAGGGACAGCUCCCAGAUCUCUCCUCGUCCACCACGAAUAUCAUUCUUGUCGCACAUAGCAUAGGUGUAGCCAUUGCUCGGCUCCUCCUGAUUAACCACGACGUCCCAGCCAUCAAGGCAGCUCUAUUCUUAGACCCCAGCAUAGUGAAUUCGGAUUUUGUGUCGCUGUUCCCGGCGCCGCAGGAUGACGAACCCGAAGAGCUUACCAAAACGCGCGAGGCGACACGGAGGAUCUUUCACCCAGCUUCGCCGAAUCCGGAAAGGUUCAACCGCCUGACUUUCCUGAAGCUCCUGCCGUACGCCGAGAAGCCAGCGCUCGGCGGUGAUCCGUAUCUCACAGUCGUGGCACACGACCCAACGGUUGCUUUUGGCGAGGCGGCUGAGAAGAUGGGUAUAAGUACUAAAUACGCGCGUCAAUACGUCGAACCCUACUGGCAAGACUACAAUAAGAAGUUGUUGCUGUCGGUCACCGAGGAGAAGAGAAGAGGACCUGUCGUGGCGUCUGACGCUGAUCAUUUCAUUCAAUCUGAUCGACCCGACGUUGUCGCUGAUGAGAUUGUACACCUGGUUGAGAUGCUAUCACGCAAGAAGUAG
Messenger RNA from Truncatella angustata, 909 nucleotides. RefSeq names its product Alpha/Beta hydrolase protein. NCBI's taxonomy places the organism in Eukaryota, Fungi, Ascomycota, Sordariomycetes, Amphisphaeriales, Sporocadaceae. The transcript has 2 exons. The record is from RefSeq and is a predicted model, not a curated record. Bases 1 to 909 code for a protein of 302 amino acids.